AUCAAAGUACAAGAACAUAGGGAAAUAUUAUGCGUGAGAAAUCAUUCCUAAAGUUAAUCCUUACGAAUUGCUUUAUUGAAUGAACGAUGGCGUUUGACCGUCACCUUUCUUUUCCGGUGGGGCGCUCAUAGUGUGAAAUCAACAUCUGCAUCGGUAGUAACGGCAGGAACACUUUUGACGGAUGUAUUAUGCAUUUAUAAGAACUUCGUCUUCAGAUAAACAAAGGUUUUCCAGGAGGCUAUUGUAUGCAAGAGGGUGGACCGAAUUGGGUUUAGGCUUAACGUUACAGUAAAAUGUCACGAGUUAAAUCAGACUCACCCACCGCCGUUACCGAUGUACAUACAGGCUCAAAGAUGCAGAGAGUAAUUUACGUUACUUACCUCAUAGCUGUCCUGGAUAUCACAUGCAUGUUUUUACAGUUUUCCAUCACUCCUUAUUUGGCGAAGAAGCUGGGAUUUGACACCUUAUGGAUUGGCUAUUUGCAAACCAUGGUUGGUGUCGUCCAAUUGUUGGGAGGCCCGAUAUUUGGCAGGUUUGCAGACCUUUUUGGUGCCAGGGCAGCAAUGUGUCUAUCCUGCACUGCCUCUGUAGUCUACUAUGGGUUACUAGCGAUAGCUGACAGUCCUCUCAUGCUCUUCAUCCACAAACUCCCCGCUGUCUUGAUGCAUGGCUUGCCUGGAGCCCAGAUGGUAGUGACUGACCUGACAGAACCUGACAAGCGGGCAGAUGCCCUUGGCAAGCUGGGCCUAUGUUUUGGCAUUGGCAUGGUUGCUGGCUCCACCUUGGGCGGUACACUAAGCACACGCUAUGGGGAGACAUUUGCUGCUUGUGUAGCUGCUGGAGGGAGCUUCAUCAGCUUCCUGUUGGUUUGGACGUUUAUCCCUAAACACACUAAGUUACAAGCGCCACAGGACAACACAGACAAGAAGAGCAAUGCCAAGUCAGUCUUUGACCUGGGUGAGAUCACCAGACUGAUGAAGUUCCCUGGUGUGGCCAAAACCUUCAUGGUCAAGAUCAUCUCAGGUCUGCCAUCAGGUAUCUUUCAGGUCAUGUUCUCUGUUAUCGCUAUGAACUUCUUCCAGCUGGCGCCAGAGCAGAAUGGCUACCUUAUGGCCUACUUUGGGAUCGUGUCAAUGGUAAUCCAAGGGGGAGUGAUUGGCUGGCUGACCUCAAAGUACUCUGAGAACUCACUGCUUCUCCUCUCCAUCGGCAUGUCAAGUCUGGUGGGCCUGGCUCAGGUCUUCAUGGCUAACGUGUUCCAGUUCUGCUUCAUCGUUCUGCCCAUGAUGUUCUCUCUCAGCGUGUUCAACGUCAUCACUGACAGCAUGCUGACAAAGACUGUGCCUUCCUCCGAUACCGGCACGAUGCUGGGCCUGUGUGCCUCUGUGCAGUCUCUGCUCCGCACCAUCGGCCCCACGAUUGGAGGCUUCUUGUAUCACAACUACGGAGUGGCCUCUUUUGGGUUCAUCCAGUUUGUCGUAAACAUGGUCGUGUUUGUGUUUAUGCUUAGAAACAUGGUCAACAGCAAAGAUGAGCACAGAGAAUGACAUUCCACCGACUUAAAUACAUAGGGCAUUUUAAAAGUGACCUAAAUAUAGUUUUAUAUUAUCAGAGAAUUUUAUUAUAUUUCUAUAAAUGGACAAAAAUAUAAAAUGCAACAAUUUCCUAGAUUUUACUGAGUUACAGUUCAUAUAAGGAUAAAAAAAUAUACAGUAUAUGUGAAUAUUGUACUUGUGAUUUGAUAUUCAAUAAACAGGAACGUUCAGAAGAACAGUUGUUUACUGGAGAUGCCACUUACAUAUAAAAUCCUUUGUUGAUUCUGCA
This is a messenger RNA of Salvelinus namaycush (lake trout), 1824 nucleotides long. RefSeq names its product solute carrier family 22 member 18-like. NCBI's taxonomy places the organism in Eukaryota, Metazoa, Chordata, Actinopteri, Salmoniformes, Salmonidae. The transcript is spliced from 11 exons. Gene Ontology annotation, molecular function: transmembrane transporter activity. Gene Ontology annotation, biological process: transmembrane transport. The record is from RefSeq and is a predicted model, not a curated record. The coding region runs from base 294 to 1547 and encodes 417 amino acids.